AUGGCUGAGGAAAGUCAAGUUGCAGAUUAUUUUGUCGUGGCUGGACUGCCUGAUGAUCCAAAGCCUAUGGACGAUUACACUGAUGGUACUCAUUUAAAACAGAAUCAAAGUUUAGCACCUAUAACAGACAUAACAGUUAUUUUUCCAUCUCUGGGUGAGAUUUGCCCAGAAGGAUGGCAAGUUCUAGAUCACACACCCACAGGAUUGAUGGCUGAUUUAAAUUAUGGGAGUUUGCAUAGUCCAGAAGCCUACAUAUGUUAUAAAAGAGGAAGGCGUAAACCUCCUUUAGUGGAUAUAGGAAUUUUAUAUGAAAAUAAAGAUAGAAUAUUACCAGAUAGUGAAAUAGUAUUAAAAACACCAUAUGACAGAAUAGCGAAUGUGAGUAAUGCAAAUUCUAGAACUUUUUUAACAUAUAGAAGAGCUAAAUAUGAUAUGCCUGCCAAUGAAUUAGUUGUUACAAAUAUAUGUGUAAUUAUAACGAGUAAAGGAGAGAAAGCACCUCAUGCUUUUUGUGUCAUUAAAAAAAAUUUAAAUAAAGGAGUAUUUGCACAAGAUGUUUACCUUUGUUAUAAAAAAUCCAUGAAUAGAGCUAAUUUAAUAUCUUACAAACCUGGAAUUUUAUGUCGAUAUCCCAUGUGGGAUAGGCCUGACUGGAAAUUACAUUCAAACGUUCCAUUAUUUUGUUUACCAAUGGGAGCAACAUUAGAAGUUUGGGCUCCUGAAGCAUCUCAGCCUGCUCCAGUUUUUUCAACGUUUGUUUUAACAGUAUCCGAUGCAGCAGAAAAAAUAUAUGGUUCUGCCAUAACUUUUUAUGAAAGAUAUCCAGUGGAAAAAUUAACAGAAGAGCAAAUAGCCGUCCUAGAAAAAUCAUUGGAAAGUGAAAAAUCAAUUUUCAAUUCGGAUUUGAGUUCAGCCGUAAUAUCCGGAUCUCACACAUUCAAUGUUAACAAAUGUAUAUGCUUGUUAAGUCACUGGCCUUUUUUUGAUACUUUUGAAAAAUUUUUAAGAUUUUUAUACGAAUUGUCGACUACGGGUCCGCACUCGGUGCCCAUAGAACGUUACAUUUCAAAUUUUUUGGAAAAUGUUCCGUUUCCGUCUCCGCAGAGACCUCGGAUUCUCGUACAAUUGUCAGCAAAAAGUAAAGUAGUAUUAUAUCAACCAGAGGAUAUUCCAUUACCAAGAAGUGGAGCUGGAUUUCGAGAGCUUUUAUCAAAUUUAAAUUCGGAAGAUUAUUUGUUGGUAUUGUUAUUAAUUUUAACGGAACAUAAAAUUUUAGUACAUUCAUUGCGACCUAAUGUUCUCACAUCCGUAGUCGAAGCUCUUUCGAUGAUAAUGUUUCCGUUCAAGUGGCAAUGCCCUUACAUACCACUUUGUCCAUUAGGUCUUGCCGAAGUUCUUCAUGCUCCGGUACCAUUUUUAAUAGGUGUCGAUUCAAGGUUUUUCGAUAUGUACGAUCCACCAUCGGAUGUUACAUGUAUAGAUUUAGAUACUAAUAAUAUAACUCUGUCCGAAGAAAAAAAAAAUUUAUCGUAUAAAUUACUUCCGAGAAGAGCUGCUAAAAAUCUUAGGUAUACGUUAGAUGCUUUGUGUAAAAAAUCUUUGGUUAACGAUUAUGCCAAAAUGUCAUCAAACAUGGAUGAUGAAGACUUCACCGAUAGCGCUUUAAGGUUUAUGGUUAAAGAUAAAGAGCAAAAAUUGGAGUUGGAAAUACAGGAAGCUUUUCUGAGAUUUAUGGCGACCAUAUUAAAAGGAUACAGAUCCUAUCUUUUGCCAAUUAUCAAGGCACCCACUGUGGGAACGACGGAUCCAAAAUCUCUUUUUGAUUUGCAAGGUUUUUUAAAAUCGAGAGAUAAAAACGAGCACAAAUUUUUCGUCAUGCUUAUGAAAACUCAAAUGUUUAUUCGUUUUAUCGAAGAACGUUCGUUCGUGUCUGACAACGACGCGGGAUUGGCUUUCUUCGAUGAAUGCACCGAAAAAGUCGAAGAUACUACUUAUAGUCGUUUGUUGGAAUUUGAAGAAUUUGAAGAAUCUCACAAAAGUGAGAGAACCGUUUUUAUCCCUCCUCCCGAGCCGAGCGGUUUAUCCCCAGGGAUUACUUAUAAUUAUCAGGGUUUUAAUUUAGAUAAUAGUUUAUUUAAAAGUAAAGAUACCAAAGACAUAUUAAAGGUUCCACUUCAGGAAAAUACUCCGGGGAGUCCGAUGGCUAGAAGGACAAAACACGAAGUGAAAUCUGCUCAAAAAUUAGCUCGUAGAAAACAUUCUCAAUCACCUCAGACUUGGGUCAAAUGUUUGUUGACCACGUGUUACAGUUUGUGGUUCAUUCAUUUGCCCAGUUUUGUGAUUAACGAUCCAUCGAAAUCAUCCGUUUGCCUAAGGAUAGCCUACGAUCUUUUAGUGAAGAUUCAAAAAUUGAAAUUAAAUCCGACGGACGAAGUCUGCUACCGGGUUAUGAUGCAAUUAUUCGGAGUUUAUAGUCAACCGGUUUUAGCCGUCAAUCUUCUUUCUCAAAUGAAAUCUUGCGGUAUUCAACCCAACGCACUAACCUACGGAUAUUACAACAGAGCUGUACUCGAAGCAACAUGGCCGUCUGAUCAAUCUCAUCCCAGCCAAUUGUGGAGCAAGUUGAGAAACGUUAUUGUUGGAGCUGCUUUGUUUCGUCGCGGAGGACACAGGGUAAAAAAUAAACUCUCCGAAGCAGAAUCUUGUUUGUCAAUCGCUUCCGUCGAAAAGGGAGAUUUUCUCUCCGAGUUGGAUAAAUCAAUGAUGAAAAGAAAAGGAAGUAUAAUGAAACCGUCUCAGCAAAAUUUACGCGAAUUAAUUUCAUAUCAACCAUUGGAAAAUAGUGCGGGUAUAUUGAUGACCGGAUUAAAAAAAUCUCCUCCGAUAAGCAGGAGGCAAAAGAGUUACACGGAUUUUAAUCUUAGAUUGCAACAAACGAGUCCUAGUGUUGCCGAUGUAAAUGCGGUCAGACUGCGAAGAGGUAGUAUGUCACCCACAAUCACGGAGAAUGACACUUUAAAAUUACUCAUGAGAUGUGAUAGUUUUGCUAAUGACACGUCAAUUUUGGAAAAACACAAUCGUUGUAAUAAAAUAAACGAAAGCAAUGCGGCGUUUACAUCGAAAACUCUUUCGGUACCACGUGAAAGUUCGGAAUCACUCGACAUAACGGAUGAUAUUUCGUUAGAUGAAAGUUGGAGUAGUACUCGUAAAACGAGUAACAAACGAGAAAGUAUUAAAAAUGAUGGUAAAUUAGACACGCCGACACGGACUCGGUUGAUCUCCAAAUUAAAUUGCCUGGGAUCCGACUGGAACAGGAAUGAGUGGACAGCAUCGCAGGAUUCGAUAGAAUCGGCACCGUUUUUAGAUUGGUUAGUUGUUGGUAACACUGAAAAUUACAAACGCAGCAAGGAAAAUGAUGAAAAUACGAAUUUAAAAGACUAUCAAAUUGGAAAACCCGUAUGGAAAAGUUCUGAGGGUUUAUUAAACGCGGAUGACGUGAAAAGAAUCCCAUGUAAAGAACCGAGAAAUCCGCGUUCGGCGAGUGAAAGUAGAGAAGGUUCUAAAAACGAAGAGAAAAAGACUUUAAAUUGCAGUCAGGAUAAUUUAAAAACGACAACAACUUGCAGUAGUUUAUUAAAUUCAUCCGAAGACAUUUUAGACCUUGCAUCUAAUCCUAGUCAAACUGAUUUGCUGAGUUGUGGAGAUUUUAAAAGAUCAGAAGAUGACAUUGAAAACGCGAUGGAAAGAGAAUUAAACGAAAGUAAAAAUAGUAAUUUGGGACAAUCGUUAAAAACUUCUCCGAUUCGAACUCCGGUCACGGAAAACGAUCCUCUGGGCGCUUUGCAAUCGAAAGAUGAAAUAAAUGGAACCGGAAAUGACGUUUUGACGAAAUUAGUCGAUUCGAAAAAUUUUAAAAAUAAUUCGGAUUCGAUCGAAGACUGCGAACUGUUGUCGUCGAGAAUGAAAUACGAUUUAUUAAUAGGCGGUUUGUUUUCUCAUCAUCCGUUCAAAAAGAAAGAGGGAGAUCACGUGGGUCAUUCCGGCGGAAGCAGACGACGAGACAGUGAAAAAUACAUUCAGGAAGAUGGGGAUCACGACGGAGGAUCUAGAGUUCCCAAGAGUGCAACUUUUCACAACGGACGAGAUAAAGAAACAACCAAAUCGAAAACAAUUCCAAGAGGAUCGACUUCACCCACAAAUGUAGAUAAAAAAAAUAAUUUUUUUAAAAUUUCAAACGGAAAAACCGUUAUUUUACAAAAUGAAACAUUUUUUAAAUUCAAGGAAAGUCCUUUCGUACGGAAAUCGUUACAAAGAUCCACGACUAUGCCCGACACGGCUGCUGCCACGACCGUUUCUUCCAGUUCUUCCGUGGCUUCUAGUUUGAGUAGUUUUAGUUCAAAUUUUAAAUUUUCGUUUAGCGGAUCGAAAAAAUCAAACGAAUUGCUUCUGAGCGGUUUUAACACUGUCAAAUCGGCUGCUUCAUCGGUUGCUAAAAAAAUCGAAGAAGUCAUGUCGACGAAUUCGACUCCGGUUAAAUCGUCAAACGUACUCUUCUCCUUGAUUCGUUUGUUUAGAUCUCACGAAUACGACGAAGAAGAAUCGGAUUGUGCGGUUGAAAAAAAUGCAACGUUGGAUUUCGAAUCGUGGGGAACGAAUUUAAAAGAAUUUUUCGGAGACGGAAGUCGUAAGGGAAGUUCUGCCAACCUUCAACCCCCUUGUUUCGAAGUCGAACCCGUUUCCGAAGAGAUAUUAGUGGAAAGUUUAUACGGGAAAAAUGCACCGUUUAAAAAUGUCGACGUUCAAACCGCGUUCGUUGCGGUCAUGACGACUUGUUGUAAAUGUAACAAUUGUCAUUCUGUUUUGUACGACGAAGAAAUCAUUGCCGGAUGGACACCGGACGAUUCGAAUCUUAACACGAAAUGUCACUUUUGCGAGAAACCGACGUUGCCCUUUUUAUCGGUCACACUGUACGAUCACAGGGGAACGGACAAGGGGAGAAAAUUAUCCAUUCAAAAACCUCAUCUUUCGCAGAGUUUUUUAAAUCGUAACCUGACGAACAGUUCUCUGUCCGUCAACGCGACGGGUAGUUUGAUAGAUAUAAAAAACGAAAUAAAAGAAACGAACGAUGAAAACGCUUCUUCCUCGGACGGUGUUGACGUCGUUGAUGACACGUCCGAAAACAAACGCGACAACAACGGAAAUAAUAAUAAUAAUAAUAAAGACGAUUUCGCGGUGGCGAAAAGGGUAGAAGAUAAACCGUCGUCGUCAUCAUCGUGCGAACAAAUCGAAAUAAAUAACGAGCCCUACGUGGCCGAACCCAUAAUAGUUCCUUAUUUGAAUCCUCUCGUGUUGAGAAAAGAAUUGGAAAAUAUAUUGCAUCAUGAAGGAGAUCAAAGUUUGACGAAACCAUCGUUUGUCGAUCAACAUCCCAUUGUUUAUUGGAAUAUGGUUUGGGUGUUUGAAAGAAUCAACUUCACGAGUCACUUACCGGGAUUAGCUUUAAAAAGUUCGGUUGUCAAAAAGAAACAAUUCAUACACAGGUCGUGGAUAUCGGAUUGCGAUGCCGGAAGCAUUUCGAUAAAAUGUCUUUGGGACAAUCCGAGACUUUACGAAGAGAUCGGACAGCCAAUGUAUUUGCUCUGGCAAGAUGAAAGCAGUCAGAGUCCUUUGGUGAACGCUCUCGUCACAGAUAGAAUGACAAUGCAAAAAAGCGUGAUGCAAAAUAUAAUAGCGAGUCUGAGACGGGAUAAACUUUACGACGCCAUGAGAUUAUUGAUUAACGAACGUACAAAAAUCCGUCAUUCGCAUUCUCUCUACAGGGAUAUAUUAUUUUUAGCAAUAGCUGCUUGCGAUCGGAGAAACAUCAUUUUAGAUUCAUUCGAUCGCGAAUAUGGCGUUUCGUAUGCCAAAUUAAAAUCGGAAGACAUUUUGUUGUUAGAUUGUGAUAAACCUCCAGUUAGUGCCUCAUAUCGUAAUUAUUUUCGUCCUCUUUUGUUGUCUCACCAAAUAAAUUAA
Pediculus humanus corporis (human body louse) is the source of this 6015-nucleotide messenger RNA. RefSeq lists its product as uncharacterized. The record is from RefSeq and is a predicted model, not a curated record. Bases 1 to 6015 code for a protein of 2004 amino acids. NCBI's taxonomy places the organism in Eukaryota, Metazoa, Arthropoda, Insecta, Psocodea, Pediculidae. The transcript has 29 exons. Gene Ontology annotation, biological process: regulation of Rab protein signal transduction. Gene Ontology annotation, molecular function: protein binding. Gene Ontology annotation, cellular component: cytoplasmic vesicle.